Molecule: messenger RNA, 558 nt
Organism: Striga asiatica
Lineage: Eukaryota; Viridiplantae; Streptophyta; Magnoliopsida; Lamiales; Orobanchaceae
Source: the annotation of a GenBank genome assembly
AUGGCUCAAGACCACACCCCACUACUCUCUGCCAUUAGUCGUAUCCAUCUCGUCCAUCUCGUGUUGUUGCACGUUGGUUGUAAUAAUCGAGUUUUUGUCGUCGGUACCAAUAGAUCGAGUUAUCACCGCUCUCGGCUGAAGCCCGCCGUCCGACGACCUCCGCCACUCACGAUGGAGAUAACGAAGGAAAAAAAAAAGUCACAAAGUGAAGAAUGGAGUGCUAACUCGUCUCCAGGGGCCAAAUACGCGUCGGCCAUGGCCUUCCCCUUGUCCAGCACAUCAGCUGGAACGGCAAUGGCAAUUAGGAUCAUCUGUUACCUGUUCAAUGAGUCGAUAGUGGUGACAACUUUCAGUUUCAUCGGUUCAACUGUGGCCCCUGAAUCAUUUCUUGAUGCCCGCAAAAGCAGAGAAUCAAGUUCUUCCAAGGCCCUACAGAUAUUGCACCCAAGUCAAAAACUCCACAAUAAAAGAAACAAUACCUUAGACACCGAUCAACCUCGUCAAAAGCAGAUUUUCCGUUUCCAGCAUCAGAGGCAUAUUGUGCUACCUGCAUUGUGA